AUGAAUGAUCUCGUGGGGCUAAUACCCCAAUCUAACCAGUUCUCCACCUUUGAUAAUGAUUCAUACAUGGGAAACUUGAGAUUGUGUGGAGUUCCAUUGACUAGAAAAUGCAAUGAGGAGAAGGGCCACUGGAUGCAGCCAGAAGAAGACGACGAUGACUAUGGAUUUGGUUGGAGAAGUGUGGUGAUGGGAUAUGGAAGUGGAUUCAUGGCUGGAAUUGGAAUUGAAUUCCAGAGCAAGCAACUCCAAAUUGCACCAUUAUCUGCACAUGCAUUAGAGGUGCCUAAAUCUGAAGGGGACACUUGGGAUUUGAUAGGUCGGCUACCAAAGGACAUUUGCAGUCACAAUAACCUUCAAAGACUCAAACUACUUGACUUGUCGUCUAACAAAUUGCAAGGAGAUAUACCGUCAAGUUUGUACCAAUGUCCACAACUUGAAACUAUCGACUUGUCAUUCAACAGCUUUGGUGGAUAUGUGCCUGCACAAAUUUCGAAUAUCACACUGCUUAAGGAAUUAGACCUUGGUGUGAACAAUUUGAGAGAUUUUGGGGUAAAUGGCAAAGCUACGGCUCUUGCGUCUAAUGAUAUUCUGCAGUACAUAUUUUUUUUUGCGUACGGAUGGUGUAUUUUAUACCAUAAUACUUUAUCAGGCCGCCUACCAAAAGACAUUUGCUCAAAUAAUAACCUUCAACGACUCAAACUACUUAACCUAUGGGCGAACGAAUUGGAGGGAGAUAUACCAUUGAGUUUGGGUCAAUGUACACAACUUGAGAGUAUUGACUUGUCAUCCAACAACUUUGGUGGAAAUGUCCCUCGAGAAAUUGGGAACAUCACACAGCUUAAGGAAUUACGCCUUAGGUGGAACAAUUUGAAAGGUGCUAUUCCAAAAGAGAUUGUCUAUCUUAAUAAUUUAGAGAUAUUAGACAUGAGUGGCAACAAUCUUAGUGGACCAUUUCCACGACAAAUUUUGAACAUCACAAGUCUCCGUCAACUAUACCUCAGCAGCACCUCUUUAAAUGGUAUGUCUGCACUACUCUUCAAGCCAAAACUUUAGUGAAAGAGUUUGGUAUAUCGUAACUAACCAUGAGAAUUGGAAAUAAUAUGUGAUACACAUUUAGUCUUAUGCUUAAGUCAAAGUCUAUUGCCCGUCGUGUAAGAGAUGAAUAUUAUAUUUCCCUUUCAAUCGAUUUUUGAAAAUCUUCACGUCCAAGGAAAAUAAUUGAAAGCAAUUUUCCAUAUAGAAGAUGUCAUUGGGCUCUCCAAUAAUUUUUUUAUAGUUACGAAAUUUAAUUAUUCAUAUGUCACUCCAUGAGCCUAAGAGAUCCAAUUACUUAUUGCAAGAUAUAUCACC
Salvia miltiorrhiza (redroot sage) is the source of this 1350-nucleotide messenger RNA. Its product is annotated as LRR receptor-like serine/threonine-protein kinase RGI5. The record is from RefSeq and is a predicted model, not a curated record. Lineage: Eukaryota; Viridiplantae; Streptophyta; Magnoliopsida; Lamiales; Lamiaceae. Bases 1 to 1053 code for a protein of 350 amino acids. Gene Ontology annotation, molecular function: protein binding. The transcript is spliced from 6 exons.